Carica papaya (papaya) is the source of this 1293-nucleotide messenger RNA. NCBI's taxonomy places the organism in Eukaryota, Viridiplantae, Streptophyta, Magnoliopsida, Brassicales, Caricaceae. The record is from RefSeq and is a predicted model, not a curated record.
UUUUGUUCUGAAGAAGUUUUUAAAAUUUUCCUCCUCUGGAAAACGAGUCUCAUUUUCCCUAGCGAAAAAACGAAACGGCACCCCCAACAAUAAUCCACUUUAGUUCUUCCUCUUUUCCCGUCUCCUCUUCUCUCUGUUAGGCCUUCGUUAUUCGAUUCGCCGGGACCCUUAUUCGAUCCGUCGGAAAUUGGAAGAUUCCGGCUAACAGUUGCGUCGUAUUGCUGAAGCAGUAGAUGAGUAUACGAUUGGGGAGGAGUUGAGGGCAACCGGCCAGGAUUUCGUCACCGGAUGGAGGGAGGUAGCGUCUCUAGACUUACUUGUUCUGGGAUAUACCCAUGGAUUAUGAUGAAAAUGAUUUUCAAAGCCAGAAUCUUCAUUUAGCUGGUGAAGGAAGCAACAAGUAUCCUCCAGUUUUACGCCCAUAUGCUCUUCCCAAGUUUGAUUUUGAUGACAGCCUUCAUGGCCAUUUAAGAUUUGAUGACAGUUUGGUUGCAACUGAGGUUUUUCUUGGUAUUGAAAGUAACGAAGAUAAUCAGUGGAUUGAGGACUUCUCUCGGGGGAGUAGUGGAAUAGUGUUUAGUUCAAGUGCAACUGAGUCCUGUGCAAUUUCAAGACACAACAAUGUUUGGUCUGAGGCCACCUCCUCAGAAUCUGUGGAAAUGCUUCUAAAAUCUGUUGGGCAGGAGGAAUUAAUACCUGAACAAAAUAUUGUUAAGGAUUCAGAUGCUUGUGAUGAGUUGGGCUGCAUUAUGAAGCAAAUGGAGCCUAGUCUGAAGCGUGAUGAGAGCAGUGUCCUGAAGGCAGCAGAUGAAAACUUGCAACCAACACUACUGCUGGAUGAAACAUUAGGAAACUUUUCUGGUUUAAAGGAGGAUGUAGUAGUGCGACAGCCGUUGGUUAAAGAUGUAUCACAAGCUGGUGAAGGUGAUUCAUCCGCAGAUGGUGGUUUUAGUGAUCUGAAUCCAUGCACUGUUGGUGGAAAGGAAAGCAUAAUGUUGAUGAAGGGGAAUGAAUUUUGGGGAUGUAGAAUGUGUUGAUGUUGGCGAAAGUAAGGCCGCCACUAUGGUUACUGAACAUCUUGGUAACAGGAUGCAAGGAGAUUCUUCUGCUUCAAGCAUUCAAAUAGAAAAUCAGGUUUCUCCCAGUCAAAAUAUUAGUUCAGAUUGUUCUCAGAUCAAUGAUCAAGAUCUGCAUCUAAAAAAGCCAACUGUUGAGAGUUUGCAAAAUGAUAGUGCUGAGAACCAGGAGGAAUGUCUUGUAAGCUUAGAGACUAGGAUACAUGAUGAGAGCACA